AUAAGUCGAUUCAUAAAUAAACUGGGGAAGACAGAAUGCUAACUAGUCCUAUGCACAUUUUUUUCUUCUUAAAAUCUCAUCCAUCGUGUGUUGCUCCUUUGCACGCCGGCUCUUGGGCAAUAUUCCGAAGUACGAUAGGAACAAGUGCCCUAUUACUAUAAACUGAAGAGCUGCUUAGAUUAAAAAAAAAACGCUUUAUUCUAUCUCACAACCCUCAAGCGAAACUGAACAGCAGUAUUGGCGUAUGUGUCGAGAACAGAUCAGUUUGAUGAUGACAAGGUAGUUUGAGGACUUUGUGACCGCGCAAUGCAUUCUGGGAAGCCCCGUACAAUGAAUGACGUUCUGGAACGUCACAAACGUUUCCGUGGAACGUCGCGACUUUGAGAAAGAAUGCUUUGAGUAAACAAACGUAAGACGAAGUCCUUGAAAAUACAUUGGUUUGAAACUUUGCGCGGAGAUUUAAAAGAAAUCGUCAGUAUGGGUUGCAAUUGGUCGAAAUGUAAGAUUCAACCUGCAGAAGCAGAAGCCGCUCCUCGGUCCUUGCCAAACACCAGGCUAGCUAGUCGGGCCAGAAAACAAGCAAGAAAGCUUCAGGCAAGGAUUGCCAAGUGUUUCCAGAGAAGAGAGAAGAACGUCAAGAAAGUUGUCGGGUCGGCCCCAUGCAAUGCUGAGGAAACGUCUCCAGAUAAAGUAGUUGAGGAUCUGGGCACAGUCCCGCACCUUGCUAAGGCUACGGAUCCGGUAGUUGAGGGUUCAUACACAGUGCCACACAUUGCCGAGGAAACGUCUCCAGAUAUGGAAGUUGAGGGUACGGCCACAGUGCCACAUAUUGCUGAGGCAACGUCUCCAGAUAUGGAAGCUGGGUGUACGGCCACAGUGCCACAUAUUGCCGAGGAAACGUCUCCAGAUAUGGAAGUUGAGGGUACAGCCACAGUGCCACAUAUUGCUGAGGCAACGUCUCCAGAUAUGGAAGUUGGGGGUACGGCCACAGUGCCACACAUUGCCGAGGAAACGUCUCCAGAUAUGGAAGUUGGGGGUACGGCCACAGUGCCACAUAUUGCCGAGGAAACGUCUCCAGAUAUGGAAGUUGAGGGUACGGCCACAGUGCCACAUAUUGCUGAGGAAACGUCUCCAGAUAUGGAAGUUGAGGGUACGGCCACAGUGCCACAUAUUGUCGAGGAAACGUCUUCAGAUAUGGAUGUUGAGGGUACGGCCACAGUGCCACAUAUUGCCGAGGAAACGUCUCCAGACAUGGAAGUUGAGGGUACGGCCACAGUGCCACAUAUUGCUGAGGAAACGUCUCCAGAUAUGGAAGUUGAGGGUACGGCCACAGUGCCACAUAUUGUCGAGGAAACGUCUUCAGAUAUGGAAGUUGAGGGUACGGCCACAGUGCCACAUAUUGCUAAGGCAACGUCUCCAGAGAUGGAAGUUGAGGGUACGGCCACAGUGCCACACCUUGCUGAGGCAAAAGAUCCCAACACAGUCUCACACUCAAAUAAAGUACCAGAUCCGAAUUUGGAAAUUGAAGAUCCAGGCCAAACCCAACAUCCUGUUGAGGCAACAGAUAUGAAAAUAGUGUUUGAGGAUCCAGAUCCAAGAAUGGUGGCUGAAGACACGACAACGGAGCAUUCCAGAUGUCUCAGACGAUCCAUAUCCGUCGGCCAGCUUUCCUUCCGUCACAAACGGAAGUCGAUCUUCAAGUCACGGAGUGACAGACUUCUUCUGGAAGAGCGGAUAGCAAGUUUAGGGUACGAGCGGGACCGAGUGCCGGGAGACGGAAACUGCUUCUUUUGGGCGGCCGCCAGGCAGUUGUGUAGAGGACAACCACGGGUCACUACUACUGCGCAGGAGCUGAGACAAGAUCUGGUGAAGUACAUCAAGUCCCAAGCCGACUCCUACAUCCCGUUCCUCGUAGGGGGGGCAAAGGCGUUCUGGAAGCAGUUAGACAAGCUGUCGGCGGAGGGACAAUGGUCCACAGACCUGGCUGAUGCCUUGCCGCAUGCCCUAGCGAACUUCACUUCAAGGAGUGUCAUCCUUAUCACGAGUAAGCCCAAUCAGCCUACUAUUUCUAUCACACCUGACAGCGGCAAUGAGUCCGGUACCCCUGUAGUACUGUCAUAUUCCGCCAGGUGGGGCGUAGAGCAUUACGAUGCCGUCAUCCAAAAGAACGAAGAGAGGUCUGAUCCAGAGCACGGAUCAACAGCAAUAUGAAAACAGGACAGAGACGCCGCCUCCCACGAUGAUUAUAUCGCCACUAAACAUGACCGGAGAGCGAAGAUUUCCCUGUACGACCCGGUCACCGCUGUUUUCAGCACAUCACCGUGGUGGCAACUGAGGGGUCCCUGUUAAAGAAAUCGUCCGUGCAGUCCUCUCGACAGGCCACAUGGGUCUACAGACAAGAACAGAUAGGUGGCGCAAAUAGACAGUUCAUCGCUACCGGCUUGGGGAUUGUUGAUGGCUGCUAUGGCUACGGUCGCUUGCCAUUUGGUCCUGUGGGGAUGUCAUUCAGGAAUGGCUGUGAAGUCCCUGUUGCUACUCUGUGACUCGGAAAACAUUUUCUCUGUGUCACACAGAACGUAUACUCCACAGUGUAAAGUGGCACCACCUGGGUCCCCAAGACUCGACAGUGUAAAGUGGCACCACCUGGGUCCCCAAGACUCGACAGUGUAAAGUGGCACCACCUGGGUCCCCAAGACUCGACAGUGUAAAGUGGCACCACCUGGGUCCCCAAGACUCGACAGU
This is a messenger RNA of Branchiostoma floridae (Florida lancelet), 2742 nucleotides long. RefSeq lists its product as uncharacterized. The record is from RefSeq and is a predicted model, not a curated record. The coding region runs from base 478 to 2211 and encodes 577 amino acids. The transcript is spliced from 4 exons. NCBI's taxonomy places the organism in Eukaryota, Metazoa, Chordata, Leptocardii, Amphioxiformes, Branchiostomatidae. Gene Ontology annotation, biological process: protein deubiquitination. Gene Ontology annotation, molecular function: cysteine-type deubiquitinase activity.